UUCGUCAUCACUGCAGCUGCUGCUUCAGGUCAGAAAUCCGUCAGUCAACAUGAGUCCAAAACACGUUGUCUUCAAGAAGGUGUCCAGAGACAAGUCUGUGGCGGUUUACAUGGCCAAGAGGGACUUUGUAGACCACUGUGACUUUGUGGAUCCAGUUGACGGAGUGAUUGUGAUUGACCCCAUGCAGCUCAAAGGAAAGAAAGUGUACGUGAUGCUGUCAUGUACGUUCCGCUAUGGCCGCCAAGACAUGGACGUGAUGGGCGUGGCCUUCAGGAGGGACCUGUUUGUGGUGACCCGUCAGGUGUUUCCAGAACUGCAGGACAAAGAACAGCUGACCCACACCAAGAUCCAGCAGAAGCUGCUGCGCAAACUGGGAGACAACGCUUACCCCUUCUUCUUCGAGUUUCCAGACAACCUGCCGUGUUCCGUCAGUCUUCAGCCCGGUCCCACUGAUGAGGGGAAGAAAUGUGCUGUUGAGUUCGAGGUUAAAGCUUUCUGUGGAGAGAAUCAGGAGGAGAAGAUCGACAAGCAAAGUUCAGUUCGUCUGACCAUCCGAAAAAUCCAGUUCAGUCCUGAGAACACCGAGGUGGUUCCAGUGGCAGACAUGACCUUUGAGUUCCUGAUGUCUGAAAAACCUCUUCGUGUGAAGCUCAGCCUGCCCAAAGAGACGUUUUACCACGGAGAGCCGGUCAAAGCUAACGUUGAAAUCAACAACUCAUCCAGCAGGAACAUCAAGGACAUCAGCUUGUCAGUGGAACAGGUGACCAACGUUGUUCUUUACUCCAACGACAAAUAUGUGAAGUCUGUGGCCAGAGAAGAGACCGAGGACUCUGUCCCCUCUGGGACCACCCUGACGAAGGAGUACACCCUGCACCCGCUGCUGGCCUACAACAAGGAGCGCAGAGGAAUCGCUCUAGAUGGACGACUCAAACAUGAAGACACCAACCUGGCUUCAUCUAGCAUUGUGAAGCAGGAGGUUCUGAAGGAGGUUCAGGGGAUGCUCGUCUCCUACAAGGUGGUGCUGAGGAUGAUCGCCUCCGGGAUGGUAGGGUCCAGUGACGUGUCUCUGGAGGUUCCCUUCAAACUGAUGCAUCCCAAACCUGAAACAGCCAAAGACAGUGAACCUGACGACGUGGUGUUCGAGGACUUUAAACGGGCCUACAUGAAGGGUGUGGUCUACGGCGACGACGAUGAGUCCCCUGCUGAGGCCUGAAC
Molecule: messenger RNA, 1215 nt
Organism: Nematolebias whitei (Rio pearlfish)
Lineage: Eukaryota; Metazoa; Chordata; Actinopteri; Cyprinodontiformes; Rivulidae
Product: S-arrestin
Exons: 16
Coding region: 50-1213 (387 amino acids)
Biological process (GO): signal transduction; G protein-coupled receptor internalization
Cellular component (GO): photoreceptor inner segment; photoreceptor outer segment
Molecular function (GO): G protein-coupled receptor binding
Source: RefSeq, a predicted model, not a curated record